Messenger RNA from Lutzomyia longipalpis, 978 nucleotides. RefSeq lists its product as uncharacterized. NCBI's taxonomy places the organism in Eukaryota, Metazoa, Arthropoda, Insecta, Diptera, Psychodidae. The record is from RefSeq and is a predicted model, not a curated record. The transcript is spliced from 3 exons. Bases 1 to 672 code for a protein of 223 amino acids.
AUGAUGGGCGAGGGGCAACCUGUUAAUCCGGAGGAUCUCAAGGCACUCAAGGAGCGGAUGCAGCUAAUUGCUGAAGCUGAUCCCACGCAGUACCACAAUGAGUUCUCACUCAGGAGAUACCUCCGGGCAUUCAAAACGGUUGAUGCGGCUUUCCAGGCAAUCCUGAAGACCAACAAGUGGCGUGAGAACUACGGUGUGAAGGAUCUGGAGCAGCAGCCGGCGAUUCAGAACAAUUUGCUUAAAGCCAGAGUGCUCAAUCAUCGCGACAUCACGGGCAGGCCGGUCAUUUAUAUUCCGGCAAAAAAUCAUAAUUCAUCCGAAAGGGACAUAGAUGAACUCACAAAGUUCAUUGUCUACUGCCUGGAAAAAGCAUGUCAGAAGUGCUUUGAGGAAGUCACGGAUAACCUCUGCAUUGUCUUCGAUUUAGCGGAAUUCAGUACAUCAUGCAUGGACUACCAACUUGUGAAGAACCUCAUCUGGUUGCUCAGUAAGCACUACCCGGAACGCCUUGGAGCGUGCCUCAUCAUCAAUUCUCCCGCAAUUUUCUCCACCAUCUGGCCUGUAAUUCGUGCCUGGCUGGAUGAGAAUACCUCAAGUAAGGUAUUUUUCGUUAAUUCCGAAGAGGAGCUUUGCAAGUACCUCAUCCCCGACAUUCUACCCAAUGACAUGUAGUGCGGGCAGCUUGACAUUUAGCACCUUUUAAGGUGAACUUUGUGUUGUUUUUAAGGGUUGUACACAAAAAGAAUUUGCAGGACAACAUGAUUUGCAUUUAAAGGAUUUAAUCCACUAAUAAAAUUACUUUUUCAUGUUGUAACUGCUAAUUCUUUUUUUUAAAUGGAAAGUAAAGAUACGUAUAGAUAGAAUGUUUCUUGUCAAUUAAAUUAAUUUUUCUCCACUAAAUAUGCUUCGUUUUAUGCUGCAUGUAACAGCAACACAUAAUGUAAAGAGAAGAAAAUUAUAUUCUAUGACACCGAAAAA